Gallus gallus (chicken) is the source of this 1387-nucleotide messenger RNA. RefSeq names its product nucleoporin NUP42-like (gene NUP42A11). Gene Ontology annotation, molecular function: nuclear export signal receptor activity. The record is from RefSeq and is a predicted model, not a curated record. The transcript is spliced from 10 exons. Gene Ontology annotation, cellular component: nuclear envelope. Bases 17 to 1387 code for a protein of 456 amino acids. NCBI's taxonomy places the organism in Eukaryota, Metazoa, Chordata, Aves, Galliformes, Phasianidae.
AGGCGCUGGAGGAGGAAUGGGUACCACUACCCAGACAAACACAAACAUUAUCCAGCCAGCCGUUUUCCAGCACACAGCAGGAGGUGGAGGAGGAUCGGGCGCUCCCGCAGCCGUUACGCAGCCUCCUGUGAUUGCAAACAGCACAUCGGGUGGCAGCGGUGAUGGAGGAGGACUCUCUGGUGCCUCCGGUUUUGGACCAGCGGGCAGCAACGGUGCGGUCCUCUCGCAGAACGCAUUCUCUGCGUUAAGCAGUGCACAGCCUGCUGAUGGCCAGAGAGAUGGACAGCAGAGCCUUCUUGACGUUAUUGCGGAAGACAUGGCAACGUGGGAAUCUUCUGGACAGUGGAUGUUUUCGUGUUACUCUCCUGAGACAGGCAAGCCUAAUGUUCCAGGCUUUGGAGAGUUCUCGGCUGAGGAGGUGCGUCUGGAGUAUUAUAACUGCAGUGCAAACAACAACACUGGCUACUACAUCAACUCUGUCAAUCAGUUAGUGCAGCAGUGGAGAAAGAGGCUGCAGGAGCUGAAGGCUUUAAAUGGCUCGGGAAAAGCAGCGAUGCAGAAUGGCGGUGGAGGAGGAGGAGGAAUGGGUGCUGCCACCCAGAGAAACACAAACCUUAUCAGGCCAGCCAUGUUCCAACACACGGCAGGAGGAGGAGCAGGAGCAGGAGGAGGAGGAACAGGAGGAGGAAUGGGUGCUUCUAGCCAGACAAACACCAACCUUAUCCAGCCAGCCAUGUUCCAGCACACGGCAGCAGGUGGAGGAGGAGCUGGAGGAGGAAUGGGUACCACUACCCAGAGAAACACAAACCUUACCCAGCCAGCCAUGUUCCAGCACACGGCAGGAGGUGGCCAGACAAACACAAACAUUAUCCAGCCAGCCGUUUUCCAGCACACGGCAGGAGGUGGAGGAGGAUCGGGCACUCCCGCAGCCGUUACGCAGCCUCCUGUGAUUGCAAACAGCACAUCGGGUGGCAGCGGUGAUGGAGGAGGACUCUCUGGUGCCUCCGGUUUUGGACCAGCGGGCAGCAACGGUGCGGUCCUCUCGCAGAACGCAUUCUCUGCGUUAAGCAGUGCACAGCCUGCUGAUGGCCAGAGAGAUGGACAGCAGAGCCUUCUUGACCGUAUAGCAAAAGACAUGGCAACGUGGGAAUCUUCUGGACAGUGGAUGUUUUCGUGUUACUCUCCUGAGAAAGGCAAGCCUAAUGUUCCAGGCUUUGGAGAGUUCUCGGCUGAGGAGGUGCGUCUGGAGUAUUAUAACUGCAGUGCAAACAACAACACUGGCUACUACAUCAACUCUGUCAAUCAGUUAGUGCAGCAGUGGAGAAAGAGGCUGCAGGAGCUGAAGGCUUUAAAUGGCUCGGGAAAAGCAGCAAUGUCGUCGGAUUGA